Tuber aestivum (summer truffle) is the source of this 1330-nucleotide messenger RNA. The record is from the annotation of a GenBank genome assembly. Lineage: Eukaryota; Fungi; Ascomycota; Pezizomycetes; Pezizales; Tuberaceae.
AUGAACUUCCCAGAAGUCCAGCCCUGCUCGCAAACUCCCUUCUCAACGCCAGCAGAGAACCUCCUCUGGACACCCUCAGCAUUACCAGCCGCAUCAGCCACAGAAGCAGAACCGGCAAGUCCCUUGCUAACCCUCUCAGCAGCAGACUACGCCUCACUGCAAACCUACAUCACGACAACAGCCGCCCUCCCACAAUCGUACGAGGCCUACAAGACCCUCUACCCGGACGUCCUGAGCCCGCUAACGGCAUCGAACCUAUACUCGAGAACGGGGCAAACACUCGUCUCCACGGCGGCGCUGACAAGGUCGUACCAGCUCUCCUUCAGCAGGAUCCCAAGCAUCGCCGGCGCGAUCAUCGGAUUCGCGACGGAAGCGCGACAAUGGUAUCCGCGGUUAAAGACGCAGUUGCAUGGACUAGACGCAAUACCUGUCGAUGCGCGCCAAGGCCGGGAGUGGGAGGGGUGGAAAGGGGCUGCGGUCACGGUGCUGAAGGUACUGAGUAACCAGGCGGAGAUGAAGGAGGAAAAGAUUGGGGUCAUUUUAGCGCAGUUUACCUUGGUAGAAACCCCCCCCCCCCCCCUAACGCGUAUACAAUGGGGUGGCGUGGGGUUGUGAGAAGCUGAGCGUUUGAGGUGAGGAUAUAGCUACGUUCCGAAACGCUACACCUGAGGUCCACAAUUCAAGAAAUCACCGAGGAGCUAUCUACUCUCCAAAACGUCAUAACUAGAGAAUCCGCAGACAGGUCGACGGCGUUACAAGCCCUAGAGAUCGAGCGCGCCUUGGUGGAAGAAGAGCGUAGCGAGCGCAACCGAGAAAGAAACCGCGCACUUAUCGGCCUGGGAUAUAGUAACGCCCCCCUCUCCUCCCUCCCACCAUAAUCUAACAGCCCACAGUGUUCGUAGAUCCCCUCCUCGGCCUCCUCUCCACCGCAACGGCAGUCGCCAGCAUCCAGUCAGUGUACGAAGCCAAGCGCCGUGAGCGCAACAACCUCGACGAUGAGAUCAACGCCACCCACAGCGGCCUGACCGGCCUCGAGAGGGCCAAGGUCACAACGGGGUCAUUGGAACACAUGUUCAAUGGCAUCCUCUCCGCUGUCGACCCCUUCCUGCAAGUGUGCACGUCCAUCAAGAGCAGCUUCCGCACCAUGCAGACGAAUUUUGAGCUUGUGUCUGCCUCCUUACGCGCCACGUCUGAUUCCGCCGCCGGGAACGGAUUUUCGUGGGCUAUCGAGGACUUGCAGAGGGCUUGCGAGGUUUGGGAGAAGAUUACGGAGCGGGCGUAUGAGUUUCAGGGUGAGGAGUUUUUGAAGGUUUGUGUUAGGAAGCAGGAG